This is a messenger RNA of Uloborus diversus, 1329 nucleotides long. RefSeq lists its product as uncharacterized. Lineage: Eukaryota; Metazoa; Arthropoda; Arachnida; Araneae; Uloboridae. Bases 1 to 1329 code for a protein of 442 amino acids. Gene Ontology annotation, molecular function: DNA binding. The record is from RefSeq and is a predicted model, not a curated record. The transcript has 2 exons. Gene Ontology annotation, cellular component: nucleus.
AUGCAGGAGCUUGGGUUUGGUUUGACGGUCAGUCGAAUCAGGCACAUAGCAUACUCCCUUGCUGAGAAGGAGUGUGCUUCAAACAACAAACCGUUUCCAUUCAGCGACAAGAAAAAAUGUGCCAGUUGGAAGUGGUGGCGUGAGUUUCGUCGCAGAUACAAUUUAGGCCAAAGAACACCCGAAAAUUUGUCCCAAUAUCGGGCAAACAAUUCUAAUAGGGUGUUACUCAAUGAUUUCUACGACAAACUCUCUGAGGUUUAUGGAAAGUUUCCAGAAGGCAUCAAACCUCAACAAAUUUGGAACUGCGACGAAACGGGGCUGUGCUACGUUGUGAAGUCUGGACGAGUUGUUACAAGAAUAGGCAAGAGGUUCGUCUAUAAUCGAGUAAUUGCUGACAAGGCUGAAACUCACACCGUUUUACCUUGCAUCAAUGCCGCAGGUGAAUUUGGACCUACUUUACUGAUCUUCAAAGGCGCUAGAAUGAUUGAUGGUUUGAAAAUUGGGGCGCUUCCAAAUGUAACAGUUGCAGUGUCUCAGAGUGGCUGGAUAAACUCAGAGUUAUUUCUGAUGUGGUUUCAAAAAUUUGUCCAGGGGAUUUCCUCAGCAAGGCCUGUGGUGCUAUUAAUGGAUUCACAUGCAAGUCACACAACUCCUGAAGUCAUUGCAAUGGCUUCAAAGAAUGAUAUCAUAAUUGUAACAUUUCCAAGCCACACAAGUCAUUUGCUACAGCCUCUGGAUGUAGCAGUAUACCGGCCUUUGAAAUUGGCUUGGCAGAAACACCUGAGGCAGUUUCAAGAAGGUAAUCCGCUGAGAAGACCAGGAAGAUUCGAUUUCCAUGGGAUGUUCAGUCCCGCUUUUCUGGAAGCAUUCAGCAGAGAAAAUAUCAUUUCUGCAUUCUGCAAGGCUGGUGUUUUCCCACUAAACAAGAUGAAAAUUCCUGAUGAAGCCUUGACAACAAACGUGGAUAACAGGUGUAUGGAUGAAAAUUCCCUGUCAGUCAGCAAUGCACCUGCUACAAAGGAAGGCAUCGAUGAUGUGUUAAAACUACCUGAUUUUACAGCACGUGCUCCAAAACCUGCAAGGAAGAGGCGUGAUCCAUCAGCUGCAGUUCAUCUUCCAGGGGAGAAAUCAUGUGGUAAUACUUCCACCGCCAGUACCAGUUCCAGUACUAGUGACACUACCAAAUCCUGUGUCAGUGCCAGUACCAGCAGUUUGGUUAAAGCCAAAAAGAACACCAAUAAGAGCAAAGGUGAAGCUGAAGAUGAAUGGAAUAGUAUGCUUGAUCGAAAUGAAACCGAGUAUUUGGCGUAUUUAAACUUCCCUUCUUGA